GGAGAGGCAGUUGCCAGGAAGAUAUGAGCUGCUGAUUGCCGAAGUGACUUGAUAUAUAAGGCCGGGUGGAAACGACCACUGCCCACAGCUAAAGCCGCGUUCGGUUCAGUUUAGCCCCAGCUGACUGAAGCUGCCGCCAUGCCACACCCUGAUACAAAGGGGACGCACAUGCUCAGCGGCCAUCAUGUCACCGGAGUGAACUGGCGGCCCAUUCGAUUCACGAAAGACCUACCGCCAUCGCUCGUCUGUUGCCUGUGCCGAGUGGUUCCCGAAACGACGGCGAUGCUGCCGUGCUCGCACGCUCUGUGCGAAUCCUGCCGCAGAGCACGACGUCGAGAUGGCCACGACACGUGUCCCUUGGAUCGGAAGCCAUACAGUACCCAUACGGUAUUCUACGCUGCCGACCAAGCUAGCAGCAUCAAGGCUCACUGCUGGAAUGAAGGCUACGGCUGCAAGUACGUAGGCCCCAUUGAAGCUCUGGUGCUGCACUACGACAAGGAAUGCACCUUUCAUGCCAUCCAGUGUCAACGUUGCGAACAACGUAUAUUGCGCACAAACAUCGCUGCGCACUAUGAGGCAGGGUGCCCCUUGAAUGCCAGUUGUCCAAGUUAUAGAGAGCCUAAUGGGCAAACCGGACUCUCAGCCAGUUCAAAUACCAUCAACAGCGCAAUCAGCAGCUUCGAGAAUAGUAUUCAACGCAGAAUCGAACAAAUUGAGGCGAACAUCUGCUCAAAGAUGACUCAGCAACUGAAUACCAGACUUCAAGAGUUGAAGGCCCUCAUCAGAGAUCCUUGCGGUGAUCAGCUGUCCUCAGUUCAGAGCCAAAUGAACGCACUUGUUGAACAAGCGAGGAACAAUGAUGCUUCUCAAUUGAGGAAAAUUGUAAGUGCGCUCAAAGACUCGGAAAGUAUGUUGAAGGGAGAUGUUAAGAGAGUUGAAGCGAAUCUGUCAUCGAGUCUUGCGAAUCAAGAGCGCUCUCUGCAAGUUGUGCUAGACUAUGUCAAGCAGAAUAAUAGAUCGAUCGAAAGCGACAGCUCGCGGCCUAGGCCGCUUCCACCACUUCCGAAGGAACAGAUUCCUGGCGCUUCGAAACACGGCUCAUCCAGCACAAACUGGAGACCUUGGCCGAGGGUUCAGUGACCAGCCUUGAAUCCUGAAGCCUGAGGACUGAGCCGAGGAAUGGCGAAGCGCGGAUUCUUCACGUUUAGAAUAGCACUAAACGUUCUCGUUUGAUCUCAAUUGCAUUGGUAAAGCCAAAGCUCCUUUCGCGGAAUAUGUAACCAAUUUUGUAACGGUGUGGUUGGACAGAGACAGUUCCUGGAAUUUGUGUAUGUGUAGGAAUCUAAAUGUUAAAAUCUCCUGCAUGCUCCGUAAGCUGUCACCGAGUUGCUGCCUUAGUACGGAUGGAGAGAGCUGGAGCUUCCGAAGACACCUGGUUUUCGUUCACCGAUCGAGCUCUACUUGUCUACGACGACAGAGCGUUCUGGCGAAAUUCUUAAAUUUCAGAAGCUUAUUCGAGUGAUUGAAUGGCUCCUCCGCAAACGUCUUUGCUUAUUUUAUUGUCACUUUCAAGACAAGAAAGCAAAAGCUUGCUGAAGACUUGGUCGUGAGUGUUAAUUAUUUUUUAAGGCACUCCCGAAGUCUCUGUAUUUUGUGAGCCUGUGGUAGGCCGCAUAAGAUCAGUUACAUGUUAAAAUUUUGGAGCCAGAGAUAAGGCCAAAUAUGUGCACGCAUUGGGAAUCUCCUUCGAACCGCCACUGUAUGGCGCCCUCUUGGAACCUGCAAUAACUUGAUGAAUAAGAAUAUUGGCCACGAGCAUCGGCGAACGCCUUUGUUUGACCAGCCCGUAUAUGUAGGAAGUCCAAGAAAUGGGUCCAUAUUACACUGUUGCGUGUCGACCAUGACAUAGUGAACGAGUUGUUCCGGUAAGCACUCUGACAAGUGAAAGGCUUUCAGCUUUAUUGUGAGCCUGUGUAAUGGAAUAUUUUGUCUGAUAUAUAGUAUGCAUACAUUGUUACCCAUUAGGGGAGAGUAUACGCGUAAGGCUUUCGGGGUAGCAACUGCACCAGUGUCUGAGCUGAGCAGGCGCGUCAGUGAAGUGUGUGUGCAUUCACUCAACGAAGUAUGCCCUGCCGAGUUGCGGUGGAAGCAAAUCGGCAACUGUCCACAUGUGUAGGCAAGUGGAAAGGUUGUAAAGGAUUAGGCAGGGUUUUAAACUUUCAGCUUGUGGUGUGCUUGAGUAUGGUCAAAUAAAACGUUCUUGAGGGUAGCGUGUUCGUUCAGCGACGAACUUGCUUUAAGAAUGUGACACUUGUUGGAUUUCUUUCAUGUUUCGAGUGUUAGGUUGCAAAUUUUUUUACAAAUGAGCUGCAAGCUGUGUUUAUCUUUUCUUGUGAAUAAAACACUCACACCUAUCUCGUUGAAGAAAGCA
Rhipicephalus microplus (southern cattle tick) is the source of this 2431-nucleotide messenger RNA. RefSeq lists its product as uncharacterized. Gene Ontology annotation, cellular component: cytoplasmic side of plasma membrane; plasma membrane signaling receptor complex. The record is from RefSeq and is a predicted model, not a curated record. Gene Ontology annotation, biological process: regulation of canonical NF-kappaB signal transduction. Gene Ontology annotation, molecular function: tumor necrosis factor receptor binding; zinc ion binding. NCBI's taxonomy places the organism in Eukaryota, Metazoa, Arthropoda, Arachnida, Ixodida, Ixodidae.